AUGGCGAAUCCACGGCAACGACGCAAGGCGCGUUCAGGCAAGUGGUCCGGUGCGACCAAGAGCGCGAAGCGAUCGCAGCAGCGCCGACUGAAACGUGCGCCCACCGUCAUGGGCCCUGAAGUGCUGCGUGAAAAUUGGGAUCCCAAGUUGACCGUGCGCCAAAAUUAUGCCAAACUAGGACUGGUGCCGACGCUGGCAUCUCAAUCGGGCGGUCUCGAUCGGAAUGACCCGUAUGCCCAAGUGGCACCUGCUGAGCCAUCUUCCUCCACCGAUCGACCACGCAAAGGCAUGGCGCGCGUGAUUCGUGACGAGAGCGGCCAGAUCGUGGAUUUGAUCGAGUACAGCGAAGAGGACCAUGUCGAGACGACACCGUGGGGCAAGCAGCUCAAUGCUGACGAAGAAGAGCCCGUCGACCAGGCCGCGUCACUUUUGCCGCCACGCCUGAACGAGGGCCGCGAUACAGACACUGUGCAGGCGCUGGAAAAAAUCGCCGCUGAGCACCAGCCGGUCGAGCGCUUUGCGUCGGCGGGUGAACAUGCCUGGCUUGUCGAUCUCGUGAAAGCGCAUGGCUCGGACGUCGACUCCAUGGCGCAAGACCUACGACGAAACGUGUGGCAAAAGACACCAGGCGAGAUUCGCAGAGCUCUCAAAAAAGCCGGUCUGGCGACAUAG
Molecule: messenger RNA, 672 nt
Organism: Malassezia restricta
Lineage: Eukaryota; Fungi; Basidiomycota; Malasseziomycetes; Malasseziales; Malasseziaceae
Product: nucleolar protein 16
Exons: 4
Coding region: 1-672 (223 amino acids)
Biological process (GO): ribosomal large subunit biogenesis
Cellular component (GO): nucleolus
Source: RefSeq, a predicted model, not a curated record